AUGAGUCGGAGGGGCCGCAAAAGUGGCUACCGGAACUUCUCGAUCGCUGAGCAGAUGCCGUUAUGCAGCGUUGUUGGAGACAUUCUACCCCUUGGAAGGAACAUGUGGGAUCAAGUCGCUCUUUGGUAUAACUCGCGCCGUCCAAGAGGCACCAGCGAGCGUGAUUUCGAAGCCCUGCGCAGGAAAUUUCGCAGUUUGUAUGGAAAGCCAAAGCCGCCGGGUUACAAUGGAGAAAUACCCGAGUCGAAGAAGCCGAUUGCCUUUGCCCACAAAUCCACCGAGAGCUUGAACUCAGCGCCGGACCUUCACUCUACCACGAUGGCGUUGAUGACGGUGCCGAUGAUGCAGAGCUGGUGCGCCACAGUCAGUGUCGCUCCGUCGGUCGACGAAGUGGUAGCUGAGUCGGAGGAGGAUGAGAAUGAAGAGAUUCGACAAGAGGACACGCAAGACGAGGAUUCACCGCCAGAUACCGAUCUACCCGAUGUACCUCCCGCCCGGACCUAUACACAAAAAUCAACUCAAGCGUCAGUGGCAGCCUCUGUCGAGGACAGUGUUGACGAAUGGGUAUCUGACAGAGAAGAACACCCCGAUUCCAUCGUCGGCCUCACAAGGUCGAGCUGCACCCUUUACGGCGGGGCCUCGUGCUCCGACUUCCCGUGCAAACGCUUCUUCAACGAGAACAAGCGGCCGUCCUCGACGACCGUCUCGCGAGCACAUUCCUUCGGAGGCUACCCCUGA
Molecule: messenger RNA, 738 nt
Organism: Phytophthora nicotianae INRA-310
Lineage: Eukaryota; Oomycota; Peronosporomycetes; Peronosporales; Peronosporaceae
Exons: 4
Coding region: 1-738 (245 amino acids)
Source: RefSeq, a predicted model, not a curated record